UCUCACAACAUGGCACGUACUAAGAGUAAGCCCAUGCAGCUCGAAACUCCCCCACCCCUAAGACCACUAUGGUCUGAAGGUCUAACCCUAGGCGAUAUCAAUCACAUCUCUUAUUUGGCCGAUACUGGUAUGGACAGAUUGAGAGUCCCGCUCGAGCACAGUAAGUCGUUCUUUGUGAACCUGAAUGCCUUUUGUCUAGGCGACAUCUACUNNGACGCAAGACGUGUAGGCGCCGCCGCCAGCAUCAACCGCACUCAGUCUAUUGCCGGACAUGAGGACAUCUCUGCGACUGCUCAGGCCACUGCUGCCCCUGACGUGCUCCCUCAGGAGCAAGAAGAAGAAGCACCAGUCGAUGACCGCGUCCCGGAAGACGACGCUCUGAUCUUCAACUUCGAGACUGCUCCUUUUGAUAUCGAGCAGAACCAGAGCCUUGACUCAAUGAGCCACCAAUGCCGCCAAUGCCCGGCAACAUUCAUGUAUCAGUACCAGCUCGUCGCCCACGUCUGGGGUGCCCACAUGAGACAAGACAACUUGGAUUGGCUCCCAGGACCCAUCCACCGUGAGCAGGAGGCUGCUAUGCAACACCUCAUCAGCGCUUUGACCCAGCACGAGGGUCCGGUCGGCGAAUCUUCUGUGUCCACUUCAGACACUCACCUUUCACCUGAUCACGGCCCUCCUAUGGCGUCUCGCAUCCCCGCUACUCGUCGCCCUACCUCUCAAGCAAGGCCCCAAGCAAGCAUGAUGAGUGUCUUCGCAGUGAACAACCGUCCGACUGCCGGCCCCUCGACAAUCCACCAUGGUCCCCACGUCGCUGUCCCGACUCAGCCUGCCGCUACAAUUUCUGCUGCUGCUUUCCCUCCUGGUGCCCUAGAGAUGGACCAGCCCUUCAAGCUUGGUCAGCUGGUGCCCCUCGGCGUCAAGGUUCCCACCGACGCUUCCCUGACCACCUUCAGAUGGGAGGUCUACAAGCGCAGANGUGAGAACCCCUUUGACUGGACUUCUGAAAAGAGCGUCAGGCUCGCUAAUCACUGGCGCUCGCGCACUACCCAAGGCAUUUUCAAACGCUUGGGUGUCAAAAUUGAUCGCCGCAAGAAAAACACCGGCAUUGCCAACACUGCGGCUCACGAUGAUGAAGGUGAAGAAGAUGGAGAGAACGGAAAUGAUGAGGAGGGACAGGAUGACGAGAAGAUGGACACUGGAGAGUGA
Messenger RNA from Aureobasidium musti, 1206 nucleotides. The record is from the annotation of a GenBank genome assembly. Lineage: Eukaryota; Fungi; Ascomycota; Dothideomycetes; Dothideales; Saccotheciaceae.